UUCCCCCAAUUUCUGUAUUCCUUAUAGGGCAAGAUUUUGCAGUCGCGAUGGAGAAGACUAGGAAACGGCUGCUGGUGAUGAACAGAAGAUUUGCAGAAGAAACAACGGGAAAUAUUGGAAAUGCAAGAAUUUGAGUGCUGAUAAUGAUCUACAGUACUGUGAAAAACAUUACAGGUUUCAUACAGAUUUUGUAACAAGCAAUCCUUCGAUUUUAAAGAAGUGUGAAACUCCAGAUCUAAAGAAGAAGAAGAAGCUGCUGGCUCCUGAUGAGGAGAAUUUGAUCAUCCCUCCGGAUGAAGAGCGUUGUUGUAGAAAUGAUGGAGUAAGAUGGAGAUGCAGGAAUUUUAGGAUAAAUGGUGAUACUACAUACUGUGAAAAACAUUACAAAUACUAUUCAAAGCAGUGGAAUAAGAAGAAGCUUAAGAAGAGAAGUGGAGAUGAAACUAGGGAUUCAAAUUGCUCGAAACGGCCGAGGAAGCGGCGGUUAACGGAGGAAGAUGACCGGAUAAUAAUUCAACCACCUACCACCACUAAUCGUACUAGCUAUCUAGCCAACAAGAAUGAGGAGGUGAAGAAGAUGCUGGCUCCUGAUGAGGAGAGUUUGAUCAUCCCACCAGAUGAAGAGCGUUGUUGCAGAAAUGAUGGAGUAAAAUGGAGAUGCAGGAAUUUUAGGAUAAAUACUGAUACGACAUACUGUGAAAAACAUUACAAAUACUAUUCAGAGCAGCGGCGGAAUAAGAAGAAGCUUAAAAUGAGAGGUGGAGAUGAUAAAGGUGAUGAUUCUGGUCCUGAGAUAGAAACUACGGAUUCAAAUUGCUCGAAACGGCGGCGGCUAAUGGAAGAAGAUGAUAUGACAGGGGGAAUUCCUACUACUAAUGAUACCAGCGCUGAUAGAAUUGUAGAAGGUGGCACUGCAAAAAUUGGGACCAAGAGGAAAAAUGUUCAAAGAGAAAAAGGGUCUAGAGAAAUAAAAUCAUUUAUGAAAACUAAGAAACCUGUAGUUGAAUUGAAUAGCCCGGAGCAAUAUAAUAAUAAGUGUUCUGAAUUGUCUGAGGAGCUUGAGAAGAAGCAAGUGGAUCUGGAGAAGAUGGAAUUGGAGCUUGAGAAGAUGAAAUUAGAGCUUGAGAAGAAGAAAGUGGAUCUUGAGAAGAAGAAUGUGGUAAUUGAGAAGAUGAAAAUGGAGCUUGAGAAGAAGAAUGUGGAGGGCACUAAACUCCGGGGUGAAUUAGAAGAAACUAGAAAGACUGCUGCUGCUAAAUAUGAUGAUGCAACUGAUUAUUGGAAGAAAAAGUGUUCUGAUUUGGAGAGUGUAGUCCUCAAGAUGGAAAAUGAAAAGUCAACAAUGAAAUCUGUAGAGUCUCGCAUUUCUAAUUUGGAGAGCUUAGUCCUUGGGAAUGGAAAGGAAUUGAGAUGUGAAGAAUUGCGUAAUUCUGAAAAGAUGGAGUCUGAAGUGCGGGAUUUGCAGAAUGAAACUACACAAACUGGUGAAAGGCAAAAGGAUAAAAACAACAUGAGCAUACCUACUGUUGAAACCAGCAGUGGAGGGAGUAAGGAUUCUCGCGUGUAUGAACUGAAAACCAAAGGGAAGGUGCUAAAUGUUAAAGAAGGGAGGAAGGGUUGGGGCUGUUUCGAAGGGAGACCCUCUCAACAUGGAUCAUCAUCUCAAGCUCAUCUGGAGAUGAGUAAGAAGAUUUUCGUGAACUUGGACUCAGACUCAGAUGAGGAUGGUGAUACUCUUGGCGACCCAGUGGAGAUGCUGGCAAUCAAAAAUUGGAGUAGGAACAAAGACGAAAUGAAAUGGAAAUCUGAGGCUGAUAUGCUUUCUUCAUUUGAAGAGGAUCCUGAGCUAUGCAUGAAAGCUGUUUGUGCUCUCUAUUGACAGGAAAUAUCUGAAGACGAAAUAUCACCCAAGGAAUUGGUCAUUCACAGUGACACGCUCAGGUAUGUUAAAGCAUUCGCUACACUUUUCCAGUUCACUUAUUCUUAAAAAGUGCAUGCAAUUACUUUUAUCGCAGUUACAAUACAUUGGCUUGUUUAAUGUUGGGUUACAUCCAUAUCUGUUAGCAUGGACUCUUUUCAUAUUCUGCUGUGAAAUUCUAAGUUAUUCUAUUAACAUCUCAAAUAGCCAUAUCACAUGGAUGAUGCCUGUUAUUUGGCUUUAGCUUGGAAAAUUAUGAUAUCAGUUUGGCGGUACUAAGAGCAUUAUUACUUAUAGUACAUCACAACAUCUAAAAAUGUAUUUUAAUUAAGGAUCAAAAUGUGUACAUAUACCCUUUUCUCAUAUCCCUGCCGAAAUAUAGGACAUUCUAUCUCUAAUACAAUCUUGUGGUUGUAAAAUAUAUUUACUGGAGAGUUUUUGGUAUCUGCGUCGACACUACAAUAUGAGAUUUUGGUAUCUGCACAGACUGUGGAAUUUGUAUAUCAAUUAUCAACAGAGUUGGAUGGAACAGGAAAGUUUAGUGGUCAAUUUUUCCAUAAUUGUCUGGUAAAAGAUUUGCUGCCUUUCCUAGAUUUCAAAUUUGUAGUUGACAUGUGAACGGUGGGAGCAAGCUCUUUUCUUGCUUAUGGAUACACAUGCACACCACACUGGAAGGAAAGCCAGCCACCAAAAUGUUCAUAAUUAUUUCCAAGUAUAAAAUGGAAAUCAGAAGAAUCAACAGUAACAUCUUUUCUUGGUUUUCCAUUUCCAUACA
Molecule: messenger RNA, 2693 nt
Organism: Papaver somniferum (opium poppy)
Lineage: Eukaryota; Viridiplantae; Streptophyta; Magnoliopsida; Ranunculales; Papaveraceae
Exons: 3
Coding region: 578-1879 (433 amino acids)
Source: RefSeq, a predicted model, not a curated record